Molecule: messenger RNA, 1721 nt
Organism: Brassica rapa (field mustard)
Lineage: Eukaryota; Viridiplantae; Streptophyta; Magnoliopsida; Brassicales; Brassicaceae
Source: RefSeq, a predicted model, not a curated record
ACUUUCAAAAUAUUGUAUAUAUUUCAAGAUUCUACUAUAGUAUAAACUUUUAAAUAAGAAUAGUUCUUUAAUUUCUUUUUUCAAAUUGAAUCAAUUUGUAUCUAGCUGUACCUAAUUUCAGUUCCCACUAAUUACUCGUAGCAUAAAAUAAUUACAGAAGUAAUUGAUGGAUAGUGGAAAUUAGUAUUGUAUGAUUAGGCAUAUGGGUUCUGGUAAAAAUGUUAGUUCGGUUAACAUAAAGUUACAUUAAAUUAAGCUGAAUCGAAUUUUGAUUCGGUUUGAUUUGGCAUUUGGUUAAUAAUUUUUUUGGGGUGGUUACUGUUUAAUUUUAAUUACAAAUUCGAGUCUUUUGAUUAAAAUUGGUCAAUUCGGUUAUAUCGAUUAAAAUUUUAUUUAUUCGACUUGAAAUAAAAUGGUUUGUUUCUCUUUUUUUUUUUUUUUUUGAAAUCCAACUAACUAAUUGCCGAAUGGAAACCAAAUUAUACCAAACUUGAAUCGAAACGCAAAAACAAUUUCAUUUGGUUUGGCUGGUUCGGUAUCGGUCAAAAUCCCACCUCUAAAUAUGAGCGUUAACAAACGGUGCGUUUUGUGGUGAAUCCAGCGGCGUCAGAUUUAAGGUGUGGAAAUCUGUUGCGGCCGUAAACUUCGAAAGGCGUUUCCGUGUCACCGUGUCUUACUACGCGUGUCUCUUUCUGUGGUCGUCCUUUACUGAAACGGCGUCGUUACGACAGAGUUUUUGAUAUUUCUUUGCAAUUAUCCAUAUCUCAUAUGACUAGAUAAACUCUUGCAAAACAUAGACAUUCCUUGCUUCGUGGUAUGCUCUGUUCUCUUGGGAGGGUUGAAGAACAAAGUCAUCACCAUUUUGUUAUGUGGAAUUUAACUUCAAAAUCCAAUGAAGAAGGCUUUAAAUCAAAGGGAGAAGAUGCUGUCACAGAACCGCUAAAAGCUCCUUUAGAUGAUGGAAGAAAGACAAGGAAGGAAGAAAGACUGGAGUGUCCCAUUUGCUGGGAACCAUUCAACGUAUUUGAGAAUGUGCCUUACGUCUUAUGGUGUGGUCAUACCAUCUGCAAAGAUUGUCUCUUAGCUCUCCACCGUGCCGUUGUGAUCAAAUCCUCAGGUUUCCCUUUCCACCUUCCCUUCUUCGUUACUUGCCCUUGGUGCAACAUGCUCUCUUUAAGGCUAGUACACAACGGAGCCAUCAAGUUUCCUUCCAAGAACUAUUACCUUAUAUGGAUGGUCGAAACCAUGAACGGCUCUCGCAGUGACAACAGAAGGGUCACUUCAGGGGAGAGAGAUACGAAAGAGAGGUGUGAUGGAGUGAGUAACAACGCUUCAGAUGUGACCAGAGGAUACUUGAGAACUGGGUGGCUUCAUGGUUAUAUAUGUAAGUCAAUGGCUCUUGUUGCUCAUUUGUUGGCUAAGUUUCCUUUGGUAGUCAUGUUCCUGUUGAUGGCUUUAUAUGCGAUCCCUGUUAGUGCUGCGGUUCUCGGGGUCUAUUUCUUUGUUACAAUUGCUUUGGCUGUUCCGUCGUUUUUAGUCCUUUAUUUCGCUUUCCCGAGCUUAAACUGGCUGAUCAGAGAGAUUUCAGCCUAACUCAUUGUUGUACUAUCUCUCUCUUGUUGUUCCUUUGUGUUUCUUGACUUGUGAGGAACAUGAACUAUAGAGUCAAACAUUGUUAUACUCAGUUUAUACAAGAAGAAGAAGAAGACUUUUAUUUCAAA